UAUAAGGAUGUCUGUGGAGCCAAAUGAGCGCAAGCUGAGUUUUGGUUGGCUCAUAUCGCAGCAGCUCCCUCUGAAAUGGGCGUAAACGUUGGGUCAUGGUUUAGUUGCUCAGCAGAGUAGGUUUGGGUUCACUUCUGCCCCCCUGUGGGUAAAGUAACCAGCGCAUGGGGAGCCUGUGUCCUGCCACCAAGAUUAGUCAUUAACCUUGUCUUCUCAGUCACUCAGGACACCGGGGAAGGCGCACGGCACUCUCUCCGAGGCAUGCUGCCGCGCCGCCGCCACAUCUUACCAUGGGCGACUGUAACCACUGUACACACGAGCGGGCUUUAUCCGUAGAGGACGACGUUACCGUGGCGUUUCACAAAGUUGACAGCCAUGACAACAACAGUAGCGGCAGCAGGAACCGCCACGACCGAGACGAGCGCAGCAGCCGCGGCGGAGACGAAGACGAGCGCACGGCGGAGAGGAUUCUCUUGCGAAGUCACGUUUCGUGCGACUGCGAUGGCGAUGAUGUGGAGGAGAGGGAGGAGGAGGAGGAGGCGAGAGGAGGCGAAAAUUCACUGGAAGGCAGCGAGGAGAAAACACUGUGCCCGCCGGUGUUUUGCGUCAGACGCGACCCCGUAUCCAGAGAGGGAGGCGCAUGUGAAGGUUCAGAGAAACCAAAGAAAUGUUCAGGCCUGGGUUUGUUCUAUGCUUUCCUGGCCACAGUUUUCUUCUCCAUCAUCACCCUCUUGGUGAAAACCAUCCAGGGAAUCCACGCCAUAGAGAUCAGCGCCCUUCGCUGCUUCUUCCAGAUCCUCUUCAUUGCGCCAUUACUCAUUUACCACAAGACAGGUUUCCUGGGUCCCCGAGAUAAACGUGUAUUUCUGGUGCUCCGGGGUUUCAUCGGUUCCAAUGCCAUGAUCCUGCUCUUCUAUGCAGUUCAGCAGAUGCCGCUGGCUGAUGCUACUGUCAUCAUGUUCAGUAAUCCGGUCUUUACCUCCCUCCUGGCCUGGGUCUUCCUGAAGGAGAAAUGCACAAUCUGGGACUGUGUCUUCACUGUUUUCACCCUCACCGGCGUCAUCCUCAUUGCCCGACCACCAUUCCUGUUUGGCGAACGCGUCCGCGGCAUCGAGGGCAACUACACAAAUCACAUCAAGGGGACUAUUGCGGCCUUUGCAGGAGCAAUAGCAGCUGCCUGUACCUUUGUUGUUCUUCGCAAGAUGGGGAAGAGCGUCCACUACUACCUCUCCGUUUGGUACUACGCCGUCAUCGGUUUGGUCGAGAGCGUCAUCACCGUAUCCGUCCUCGGGGAAUGGAAGAUCCCAUCCUGCGGCCGCGAUCGCUGGACUAUACUGAUCGCCCUCUUGGGUGUCGUCGGCCAGAUCUUCCUCACAAAGGCCCUGCAGAUCGAGAAAGCCGCACCCGUGGCCCUGAUGAGGACUGUGGAUGUGGUGCUGGCCUUCAUCUUCCAGUUCAUUUUCUUUAAUCGUGCGCCCACCCUGUGGAGCCUUGGAGGGGCGCUGUGCAUCGUGGCGAGCACCAGCGGCAUCGCACUUAGGAAGUGGUGUAGCAACUCGCGCAAGACUUGAGAAGCAGCGUAUAAUGCUGCAGUUAUACUAUUAAGUAUCUUUUUUUCCCUCACUAUGUUAUGUUCUUGAUUUACUUACUGUAUUUUACUUGUUACUUACAUGCAAACCUGUGAGGAGGUUGAAGCUCUUGGAGAGUUAAAAGCAGAAAUCUAUCAAUUAGGGCUCAGUUUUGCACUUGUAGGUGGAAAUUUAAAGCUGGAUUCUGUACCUCUAUACAUGUUGAUUCAUUUGAGUCAACCUGUGUAAUUUACUGUAAGCCUUUAUGUUCUUUUUUAAUAUAAAUGAGCACAUCUUGUAGUGAAAUUGGAGCAAGAAGAGACUAUCCAAAACCACAUCCUGCUCUAAGGAGCCGACACGGUUUGCUAACUACACAGAUUUCCUCUUUACAAAAUUUAUGCAGCAUAAAAAGGACCAAAAUUUGAGUUUCAGUUGAAAUGAAACUUUGAAAAUGAGAGUUUGAGGAAGGAUUUCUAAAGUCCCAUUUUCCUUUUGCUUUAACCAGAAUGAAAUAGCCAAAGACAAGGUUUUAUUGCACUUGGACUAUUCAUACUGUUACAUGAUUUAAAAGUCAUAGUACAUUACAAAAAAAAACUUUUAUUUACUAUGGUUUUGCUAGGGAAUAUUAAAUAAGUCUGACCUAUGAGAUGAAGCAUAAAUUAAAAAUCUUUGGUAGUAUUUGAGUCACAAAAACUGUGUAAAAGUUGAAAACAAUCCCUAAAUUGGCUACAUGGUUUUACCUAAAAACAGGGUCAUGCUGUGAUUCUCUCAGGGAUUUCUCACCUGUUUAUAAAACCCAAACACCUAAAUCCAACCUAGCCGUCUUAACCCGCAACAAUCCUUUUUCCAUUCCUUUACAGUAUCUUAUCUUGAAGUGCCUUAUGUGGGAACUGUAACCUCCAGCUUCCCUCAGUGUAGCUACUCGAUAACCAGCCAUUUGUGCUGGGAAGCUUUUACGUGUCCGUUAACAUAAGCCGGGUGCUAAUAGUAUAUUUAAUUAAUGAUAUACCUAAGACCUGUAUCCCAUCAUAGUGAUUUCUUCAACAGCACAGGAGUCAGCUCUCUCAUUCUUUACUAGCACUUAAUGUUAUCUUGGAACAAAAUUGACAAAUUAGUGCCCUCAACAGUCUAAAAGUACCUUUUCUGUGAUGCUCGGAGUGGGAUGCUAUUUGCACUUAGUCUCUGUGAGAAGGUAGAGAGUGUCAGUAAGCUGCCACUAUAAUCCAACAAAUCAGCUGCAAAACAGCUGCGCACAAGGAUGGGCUUCAAGCAUUUUGUGAUAAUAACUUCCCUCAUUAAUUCAAGAACCGAGGCAGAAUGA
Molecule: messenger RNA, 2889 nt
Organism: Acanthochromis polyacanthus (spiny chromis)
Lineage: Eukaryota; Metazoa; Chordata; Actinopteri; Pomacentridae
Gene: slc35g1
Product: solute carrier family 35 member G1
Biological process (GO): calcium ion export across plasma membrane; regulation of cytosolic calcium ion concentration
Cellular component (GO): plasma membrane; endoplasmic reticulum membrane
Source: RefSeq, a predicted model, not a curated record